Molecule: messenger RNA, 912 nt
Organism: Saccostrea cuccullata (small rock oyster)
Lineage: Eukaryota; Metazoa; Mollusca; Bivalvia; Ostreida; Ostreidae
Exons: 1
Source: RefSeq, a predicted model, not a curated record
AUGGAUAACAUACUUCGCCUGUCAGAGGCUGUUUAUGUAGGACUGUGUCUAAAAUUAGGGAGUCCAUCAAUUGUGAGGAUGAGGAGAGAAAUGAUGGACAUUGAUGAGGCAGUGAAUCAGCCUGUGAACAUACUGAAGGGAUUUGAUAGAAUGGAGAGUGGGAGUAGGCGUGAGGGAUUCAGACUGAAAACUUCAGAUGUAGAUUUCAUGUUCUGGCCUCCGGACUGCAAGGUGAUAUGUGAUCUCUCUCAGAUCAGUCUCUACCGUAUUCCACAAAACACUGUGAUUCUGAUGGAGUAUGAUGAUCUACCACCGGGUUUUACCAAACUUAAACUGAUGAGUCAAUCUAAUAAUUCACAAACCAUUUCCUCUUGCGUAGAAGUGAAUAACAAAGCAUACAUUUCAAGUACAUUAUUCAGAGAUAACCAUUUGCGUUUCGUUAGGUCUUGCAAUAUUCCUUUGACAAAUGCUUUCCCUCAUGGACCUUGUUCUACAUAUUCCUUAUUCCAAGAAGCUGAUACUGAUUUUGCGUUCUGUAUCCCAUCACAUCACUGGCCAAAGUUAGCGCUACCGUGGAUAGAAAGAAGUAGGGAGCGGGGCUGGCCAGAUCAAAAUGUUGUAGAUGGUAUUUUAAGAGGAGGAUUUCAUGUUGUCCCUAUCGGAAGCACAUCAGAGAAUGAACUCGAAUGGAGAAUCUCUUUCUCACAAGCAGAACAAAAAGUCGUUUAUUCAAUGAAUCAUUGUCAGUUUUUGUGUUAUGGUCUCUUCAAAAUUUUUCUGAAAGAAGUUAUUAAUGGCCAGACCAAUACAUCCAUUCUCUGCUCAUACUUCAUAAAAACUACUGUUUUUUGGGUCAUACAGAACAAUACCUCCCUGUCUUGGACACCAGAUAACUUAUUGUCUUGUUUCUGG